Notothenia coriiceps (black rockcod) is the source of this 410-nucleotide messenger RNA. RefSeq names its product methyl-CpG-binding domain protein 2-like. The record is from RefSeq and is a predicted model, not a curated record. Lineage: Eukaryota; Metazoa; Chordata; Actinopteri; Perciformes; Nototheniidae. Gene Ontology annotation, biological process: DNA methylation-dependent constitutive heterochromatin formation; negative regulation of transcription by RNA polymerase II. Gene Ontology annotation, molecular function: methyl-CpG binding. The annotation marks the transcript as partial. Gene Ontology annotation, cellular component: nucleus. The transcript has 2 exons.
CUUAGUUACCACUGGCUGCUUGCCGUAGCAGUAGCAGGAAGCAUUUGGUUGACAGUUAAAAAACAAAGUGAAAUCACGAGAUGCUCCAAUCCACAGCAGAUAUUCAACUAUGCUGUCUGUCUGUCUGUCUGCAGCUGUUCUGGGAGAGGAGGUUGAAAGGUCUGAGGUCAUCAGACAUCACAGAGGAAGUACUGCAGACCCUGGACCUGCCCAAAGGCCUGCAAAGUGUUGGACCAGACUCCAGCGAUGACACGCUGCUUUCAGCCAUCGCCAGCGCUCUGCACAUGAGCUCUGCUCCAAUCACGGGCCAGAUAUCUGUGGCUGCGGAGAAGAGCCCGGUCGUUUGGCUGAACACGAGCCAGCCGCUCUGCAGGGCCUUCAACAUCACCGACCAGCACAUCCGGUUAGAG